Molecule: messenger RNA, 1476 nt
Organism: Huiozyma naganishii CBS 8797
Lineage: Eukaryota; Fungi; Ascomycota; Saccharomycetes; Saccharomycetales; Saccharomycetaceae
Gene: SSH1
Product: Ssh1p
Exons: 2
Coding region: 1-1476 (491 amino acids)
Biological process (GO): post-translational protein targeting to membrane, translocation; SRP-dependent cotranslational protein targeting to membrane, translocation
Cellular component (GO): membrane; Sec61 translocon complex
Molecular function (GO): transmembrane protein transporter activity; ribosome binding; signal sequence receptor activity
Source: RefSeq, a predicted model, not a curated record
AUGGCUGGUCUUCGUUUGAUUGAUUUGGCUAAGCCUAUUUUUACCCUCCUACCUGAAGUGGAGGUGCCGUUCGAGAAGAUCCCAUUCGAUGACAAAGUCGUGUACACUAUCUUCUCUGCGUUGAUUUACCUCUUUGCACAAUUCCCUCUUGCUGGUGUGAAGAAGGACGCAGCAGACGCAACCAUAAAGGAUCCCAUCUACUUCCUUCGUGGUGUCUUCGCCGCAGAACCAAGGACUCUGUUGGAGUUCGGUAUUUUCCCCAUUGUUUCCAGCGGGCUUAUCCUGCAACUGUUGGCCGGCCUAAAAGUCAUCAAGGUCAACUUCAAGUUGCAAAGGGACAGAGAGCUGUUCCAAACACUGACCAAAGUGUUUUCCCUUUUGCAGUACUUUCUACUGACUAACAUCUUUAUCGCCUCAGGUUACUACGGUGUUGAUCUCACUUGGGUCCACAUCUUCCUGUUGAAUGUCCAGUUGAAUGGUGCAGGGCUGUUUGCCUCUCUGCUGACAGAGGUCAUCGACAAAGGUUUUGGGUUCACCUCGGGACCAAUGAUCAUCAACACCAUUGUCAUUGCAACGAACUUGGUCGCAGACACAUUGGGUGUCAACCAAAUCUCCGUCGACGCCGAGGGGAACACGGAACCACAGGGGGCACUGAUCAACUUGUUUCAAGGGUUCAGAGCCAAGCACAAGACUUUCUUGGGCGGUAUCGUCUCCGCAUUCGACAGAGACUACCUACCAAACUUGUCCACCAUGGCCAUAGUCCUGUGUAUUGGUAUCAUUGUCUGCUACUUGCAAAGUUUCAGAUUGGAAUUGCCCAUCAGAUCCACCAAAGCCCGUGGUAUGAACAAUGUGUACCCAGUGCGCCUGUUCCACAUCGGCUGUCUGUCCAUCACCUUCUCCUACGUGCUUCUGUUUUCAAUCCACAUCGUUGCCUUUGCAGCUAUCGUUCUGGUGGGUAAGAACAACCCAUCCAGUCUGGUCUGUAAAGUUCUGGGGCACUACGAGAUGGUCAACAACAUCCUGGCCGUGCCCACUUUCCCACUGUCGAUGCUAACACCACCAAGAUCGCUUAUCGGCGGCAUCCUGUCCGCGCCACUCUCCUUCAUCGUGUACCCAUUGUUCGUCUUGACGACCGGUGUGUGGUUCGCGUACAGGUGGCAAGCCAUCUCCGGUGGGUCUGCUCGCGACCUUGCCCUCGACUUCAAGGAGCAAGGUAUCACGCUGACCGGCCGCAGAGAACAGAACAUCGCAAAGGAACUAGAGAAGGUCAUCCCAUCCGCCUCUACCACUGGUGCAGGCCUCCUGGCACUCUUGACCAUUGCUGGUGAGCUGCUGGGCCUUAAGGGGAAGGCUGCCGGCAUGGUCGUCGGUGUUGCUGGCGGGUUUUCCCUGCUGGAGAUCAUCUCCAUGGACUACCAACAAACCGGCGGGGAUUCAGCCUUGUCUGGUGUUCUUGGUACCCCAACCAACUUCUAA